CAGCACAAACAAAACGAACCUGCCAUGCAGCACUUAGCAGCACAGUGCUUUCUUCUUUCGAUUGGGGCUGUUUUUUUUAGCUUUUGUCUGGGAGAGUCUAUGGCUCAACAGGAGCAUGAAGACACACACAGAGCUCUGCAGCUUGAGGCUCUGAAGACAAGUAUUCUGGAGUUCCUGGGGAUGGACACACCACCUGGGCCUGGUGGAAAGCCUUCUCACCAGGACCUGGUUAGGAUGUUUCGGCAGUAUAGGAGAAUUAGACAACUGCUUAGAGGAAACUCCAGUCAAGCAGAGGACCUUCAGCAUACAAGAAAAGUCUCUACGGUGCUCUUUCCCACUAUAGUGGAGCCUCUUAAUUCUACUCUGGAAUUAAAGCAACAGUGGAUCAGAGUUGCCUUCCACAAGACCUCGCGCAUCAAAAAGGGACUCACCCUUAAAAAGGCCAGGCUGAAAAUUCAGAGAUCACACAUGGACAAAAUGACACGUGGCCAGCCAUGGCUCACAAAGGACAUUCUGGUUAGAAUGCAUAAUCCCCCUGGUUUUCAAACCGAGACCGUAUUUCAUACGAAGGACUUGAGCACUCGAGUUGUAACGUUGGAUUUGACAGUCGUAGUUGAGAAGUGGCUUAAGGAUACCAGCACUGAGCUUUUAAUUGUUGAAAUGUGCCUCAUCAAAAAACAAGAAGGAAGUGCUCCAUCCACUCCUCAGAUGAAAUUAGAACUUCUCCAAUCGCCAAGGAGAGUCAGGAGAGCUCAGUCUGCUAAGGAUGAAGGCUUUGAAAAUGAAGGUCACUGCAGGAGAAAAUCACUCAAUGUUUCCUUUAAAGAGAUUGGCUGGUCGGACUGGGUUAUUGCUCCAUUAAGCUACACAAUGCAUUUUUGCGAUGGUUCUUGUCCCCAUAAUUAUAAACCUGCCAGUAUUCAUACUCAAGUAAAGUCUCGUCUCUAUCUCCUGUCCAAGGGAAAGACACCUCAACCUUGCUGCGUACCAGCUACUUAUGAGCCAAUGGUUCUAAUGCAUUAUGACAGUCGUGGAAAGUUAAAGCUUACACCCUUCAAUGAUUUGUUAGUUAGCAAAUGCCACUGUGCAUGAACUGUCCUGGUUGAGUGUAAGAUACAUCAAGAUAAGCUGUAUCAUGUUUUUGAAGGAGAUUGAUUAUCCACAAACUAUUAUGUUUGCAAAUGGUAGAGAAAAGAUCAAAUCGAAGCAAGAUGUAUGAAAAACAAGCAGUGUCUCAAACUCAUUCGGUUACAUGCCAUACAUUUAUAAAAUAGUUUGGUUUCAACAGAAGCCAAAUGCCUACAUUAUGCCUACGAAAUGCAGUAUAAGGUCACUGUAUUUUCAUGUGAUUGGCAUAUUGGAGUACCAAUUUAUUUAUUGUAAUUUAUUAGUAAUAUUUUAUACAGUUCUUUGCUUAUUUGUUGCUAUUGAAAGUGAAUCAAGAAACUUAAUAUUUCUGUAGGGAAAUAAUAAUAUAUUUUCAGUAUGAAUGUUUAGUCCCUGUUCCCUCAAAACAUUUCAAU
Messenger RNA from Xyrauchen texanus (razorback sucker), 1523 nucleotides. Its product is annotated as bone morphogenetic protein 2-like. The record is from RefSeq and is a predicted model, not a curated record. NCBI's taxonomy places the organism in Eukaryota, Metazoa, Chordata, Actinopteri, Cypriniformes, Catostomidae. The coding region runs from base 25 to 1092 and encodes 355 amino acids. Gene Ontology annotation, cellular component: extracellular region. The transcript is spliced from 2 exons. Gene Ontology annotation, biological process: SMAD protein signal transduction. Gene Ontology annotation, molecular function: growth factor activity; cytokine activity.